AUGGACUGUUGUGAAUAUGUUAAUGAAAAUUCCACUACUAGUGAUGAGGAAAAUGAACUUCAUAUUAUAUUGGUUUUAGGUGCAAAGUUUCAGACAUGGGAAGUACUAGAAGUAACUUCAAGAAGGUGUGGACGUCCUCCAAAUCAAUAUCUGAGUGAAGGUAAAACUGCAAGUAAAAAUAAGAAGCAAAAAAUAACUAUUGAUUUGGAGUUACAAUGUAUUUCAGAAAAUAAUAAUAAUGGAAAUAACAAGAAAGUCAUGAUUUAUGUGUAA
Rhizophagus irregularis DAOM 181602=DAOM 197198 is the source of this 273-nucleotide messenger RNA. NCBI's taxonomy places the organism in Eukaryota, Fungi, Glomeromycota, Glomeromycetes, Glomerales, Glomeraceae. The record is from RefSeq and is a predicted model, not a curated record.